AUGGUUCCUAUGUGGACAACUUUCCUUACAUACAGUCUGGUUGAUGCGACAGGGAGCACCUUCUUUUUCGAGCAAGCAAGCAACAUUGAUGACAAAUUCCCUGCUACUGUUUUUGUUAUAUUAGUAACAGUCACAAGCUUUGCAAUUGAUUAUCUAUAUGACUUCCUAUUUCGAAAGAUUGCUCACUUGCUGUAUUACGAUAAGCCAAGUUCAUAUACGAAUAUUUUUAGCCUAACUCCACAAUUUAUCUUCUUGGGAAUUAUGAAAGGACUUUCAGAAGGUGGGCUUCAAAGUUUCUUUCGUUCCCAGGUUCCUGAAUCUCUAAAGAACUACGGACCACCGUUUGGAGAAUGUGUGAUAGGCAUCGGAAAGUUUCUUAGUAUAGUUUGUAUCCUUAUUUUCGGUAGCUGGUUUGGGCAUGAUAUAUAUACAAGUCAUUUGGACAAUUAUUAUGCGAUGCUGAUUUUUGGAAGUUUUGUUAACUUACUAAUAUACUGGUUGGUUGCGUACUGGUCUGGAGAUGAUCAAUUUUCACCUGAAAUAGACAGUGAACCAUAG
Molecule: messenger RNA, 558 nt
Organism: Olea europaea var. sylvestris
Lineage: Eukaryota; Viridiplantae; Streptophyta; Magnoliopsida; Lamiales; Oleaceae
Product: protein NRT1/ PTR FAMILY 5.5-like
Exons: 2
Coding region: 1-558 (185 amino acids)
Source: RefSeq, a predicted model, not a curated record